Molecule: messenger RNA, 3012 nt
Organism: Coffea eugenioides
Lineage: Eukaryota; Viridiplantae; Streptophyta; Magnoliopsida; Gentianales; Rubiaceae
Exons: 5
Coding region: 642-2735 (697 amino acids)
Cellular component (GO): cytoplasm
Molecular function (GO): protein kinase binding
Source: RefSeq, a predicted model, not a curated record
UCACUUUCUCGUAAUUCUCCUACCCAGCCAGCCAGCCAGCCACACACACACACACACAAGAAGAUACGCAUGGACAUAUAUUAAUGCACAUAGCAAAUAAGGCUUAUUUCUUGCGUAUGAUAUUUACUACACUGUUCUAGACAAUUAACUUAUUCAGAUUAAGAAGGUUCUGCAACUGAGGCCUAAAACUGGCAAACUUUUUCUUCAACGGGACCAGGAUUACUUGCUGUGAAGCUUCUACAGAGAAGCUGCAGGGUCUAGCACUCUGGCCUACCCUCAAUUGGAAUUUCGCUGCUCCUUGAGAUGGGUUAGGGAUGAAGCAAGAAAGGCAGGACUUGAUUCUUCAUUCCUUGGAUAUCUUUAUUCUUCUUUGGAUUCAACAGAUUGGAAUCUAUCAUUGCUUUGGCAGCUGCCUAUUGAUUAUGGCUAAUAAGAACCGGUGUGAAUUUUGACUGUCAAGAAUUCUUCUUUAUAUUUCUAUCAAUCUGCUCAAGGCUCAUUGUAUUCCAAGAUGUAAGAUCUUUUCUUCAGUUAAUUUUAAGGCACCGGUAGAAGAAUUAGUAGAAGGAAACAGCAGAUAUAUUGAAGGAGGGACAUCUCUGGUUUUUUGUAUAUAUAUUGAAGAGGACUUACUUUUCAGAAUGGCUUGGCGCAUUUUCUUUUGUGGGCUUGUUGGGAGUUCUAAGAAAGUUAAGGGAGGAAAUAAAUCUCCAGAAACAGCUGAUAAUGGAAAGGGACUUAAAACUUUACAUGUAAAGAUCGAGGCACCCUCUAAAUCUUCUGAAAAUGACCAGGUGAGAUCAACUUCUUUCAACCUUCCAGUACCUUUUGCCGUUCCUGGAGCUGCGAGGUGUAAGGUCAAGGUAAUGAAUCAUGAGAGUCCUGUUGGGAGAGAAACUGAAGAUGUAGCUUAUGAGGGGGAAGAUGAGGAUGACGAAAAUUUGUCGAUGAGGCGGGAAAACUCUGAUCUUGAUCUUCAAGCUCAUGCUGGCUGCUCAAAUGAAGAGGCUGAUCGACUUGUUAAAGAGAUGAAUCUUUACAACACUUUUGGCACAGAUUUGAGCAACCAGUGUGAGAGAACUGAAAAAGAUAUAGAGGCUAGGGAGAUUUCAAAAAGUGGACACCUAAGUGAUCCAGGAAUUGGUAAAGCUGCGUUUUGGGCUUCCCCGAAGCUUGUGCGGUCCUGCUCUGACUUGGGAACUAGGGGUAUGCUCAACAAAGUGGCUGCACAGUUUCCUCCUACAAAAGCUCAAUCUUAUGAAGAAUUGCAAAAAUUAGCUGAGAAAUUGAACGAAGAAGUUCUUCAAGUGAAUCCAGCAAGUCCACUUUCUGUGAGGACACGUUGUAGUGCUGACAGGGUGAUCCUGAAGAAGCAUUCAUCAAGUAAAAUACUACCUUCUAGAAGUCGAAAAUUGUGGUGGAAACUGUUCCUUUGGAGCCAUAGGAAUCUCCACAGAGUAGAGGUUUCUAGACCACCUCCACUUUUGUUAAAUCCGGCCUUGAACCAGCAAGGAGGCUACUGUUCAGAUACUCUAGAACCAACGAGAGCUGUAGACUUGAGCAAAGUGGAAUCACCUAAUUUGUUUACUGAAGAGCGGUUGAAAAAUGUCAUCUGUGACAAUGACGACCAGAGGUGGGAUGGCUUUCAUGGAGUCUCUGGUUUGUUGCCACAAAAUCAGUGGGUUGCUUUCCCUGGGGAAUCUUCCACGAUGGCAAGAGCGGAUGAGUGGCCACUGAAUCAAUGGGUUGAUUUCCCUGGGGCGUCUUCCAGGAUGUCAAGAGUUGAUGAAUGGGUGAAAGGGCUUUUGGUGCAAACUCCUGUCCCAGUUGAGAAAGAUGAUCAAACUGAAGAUAAAACUGAUCUCGUAGGCACUCCAGAAGCUGGAAGAUCACCAAGGAGGAGUUCAUCUCCUGUGCUCCUGCAUCCAACUUUUAACGUCCCAGAGGAGAUCGCGCAUGCCAACAGUGUCAUACAAUCUCUGAACUCUUCCUCAAAAGUUGCUCAUAUUGUGGGAAUUGGACUAAAAGUGGUUCCCCACCUCUCGAGCUUCAAUAGUCUUCGAUCUGUUAACUUAUCUGGCAACUUAAUAGUUCAUGUAGCUCCAGGGUCACUGCCAAAGGGUCUCCAUACUCUCAACUUGUCCAAAAACAAGAUCAGCACAAUUGAUGGUCUUAGAGAAUUAACCCGAUUGCGGGUGCUUGAUUUGAGUUACAACCGAAUCUCAAGAAUUGGGCAAGGUUUGUCAAAUUGUACGCUUAUCAAGGAGCUCUAUCUUGCUGGAAACAAGAUAAGUGAUGUGGAGGGACUGCAUAGGCUCUUGAAGCUGACAGUUCUGGACUUGAGCUUCAACAAGAUAACUACAUCAAAAGCACUUGGCCAGCUUGUGGCCAAUUACAACUCCCUGCUAGCUUUAAAUCUACUAGGAAAUCCAAUUCAGACUAAUAUUGGUGAUGAUCAGCUACGGAAAACUGUCUGCAGUAUUCUCUCAAAGUUAGCUUUUCUCAACAAGCAGCCUAUCAAUCCUCAAAAAGCACGGGAGGUAGGCAAAGAAGGCAUUGCUAAAGUUGCACUCGGCAACAGCAGUUGGAGUUCUCGUAAAAAAGCAGCAAGGAAAGUGACCCAAGGGGGUUCAUCUUCCUCUGGUGUUCAUAGGAGCAGUGCAAGUGUUGCGUAUAAAAACAGGCACAAGUCAAAAAGCCGCAUACAGUCUCAUCCUACCACAAAGGCCAAGUGAAUCCUGCAUCUUCACCCUGUUAUAUCCUUGUCUAGCCAGGUUAUCCAAAAAUGCCCUCUCUUCCGGUGGGCAACAUUGAGAGCUUGAGGUUUCUUUUUCAUUUUGUUUCAAGUUGGAGUGUUUGAUGUUACCAACCAGGUGUUUUGCUUAUGUUGUCUGGAUCCUUUUUUUUUCCCUUUUCAUGUUUAUGGUCAUUGAGUAUCUUGACUAUUUUGUCUGUCUGUUAAGCUCGAUUUGUUUCUAAAGAAUCUGAUCUUCAGAAUGAUUGGCAUCGCAA